This is a messenger RNA of Closterium sp. Naga37s-1, 1455 nucleotides long. Lineage: Eukaryota; Viridiplantae; Streptophyta; Zygnematophyceae; Desmidiales; Closteriaceae. The record is from the annotation of a GenBank genome assembly.
AUGGUCCCUGUCCAAUUCUUCACAGGUGGGGCUGCUGGUCACGGGUGGGGUUGCUGGUCACAGGUGGGGCUGCUGGUCACAGGUGGGGCUGCUGGUCACAGGUGGGGCUGCUGGUCACAGGUGGGGCUGCUGGUCACAGGUGGGGCUGCUGGUCACAGGUGGGGCUGCUGGUCACAGGUGGGGCUGCUGGUCACAGGUGGGGCUGCUGGUCACAGGUGGGGCUGCUGGUCACAGGUGGGGCUGCUGGUCACAGGUGGGGCUGCUGGUCACAGGUGGGGGGCUGCUGGUCACAGGUGGGGCUGCUGGUCACAGGUGGGGCUGCUGGUCACAGGUGGGGCUGCUGGUCACAGGUGGGGCUGCUGGUCACAGGUGGGGCUGCUGGUCACAGGUGGGGCUGCUGGUCACAGGUGGGGCUGCUGGUCACAGGUGGGGCUGCUGGUCACAGGUGGGGCUGCUGGUCACAGGUGGGGCUGCUGGUCACAGAUGGGGCUGCUGGUCACAGGUGCCUGGUGCUGGCGGCUGGCGCUUGUGCUGGUGCCUGGUGCUGGCGCUGGUGCCUGGUGCUGGCGGCUGGCGCUGGUGCUGGUGCCUGGUGCUGGCGGCUGGCGCUGGCGCUGGUGCCUGGUGCUGGCGGCUGGCGCUGGUGCUGGUGCCUGGUGCUGGCGGCUGGCGCUGGUGCUGGUGCCUGGUGCUGGCGACUGGCGCUGGUGCCUGGUGCUGGCGGCUGGCGCUGGUGCUGGCGCCUGGUGCUGGCGGCUGGCGCUGGUGCUGGUGCCUGGUGCUGGCGGCUGGCGCUGGCGCUGGUGCUUGGUGCUGGCGGUUGGCGCUGGUGCUGGUGCCUGGUGCCUGGUGCUGGUUCCUGGUGCUAGUGGCUGGCGCUGGUGCUGGUGCCUGGUGCUGGCAGCUGGCGCUGGUGCUGGUGCCUGGUGCUGGCGGCUGGCGCUGGUGCUGGUGCCUGGUGCUGGCGGCUGGCGCUGGUGCCUGGUGCUGGCGGCUGGCGCUGGUGCUGGUGCCUGGUGCUGGCGGCUGGCGCUGGUGCUGGUGCCUGGUGCUGGCGGCUGGCGCUGGCGCUGGUGCUUGGUGCUGGCGGCUGGCGCUGGUGCCUGGUGCCUGGUGCCUGGUGCUGGUUCCUGGUGCUGGUGGCUGGCGCUGGUGCUGGUGCCUGGUGCUGGCGGCUGGCGCUGCGUUCCGCUGCCAAUCCCUUCCCCUCCUCCCUCUCCCACCCACAGCGACCGCCACUGCACACGCGAACAGUCGCGACGGGAGGGGGGGGAGGGGGGGGAGGUGACGAGCAGGGGGCCGGGGGAAUGCGACGGGCGGAGCGAGGCGAAGGGAAGGAAGAAAACGGGACGGGGGGGAAAGGGCCGCGACGACCGCCACCGUCGCCGUCCCCUUCAUUCCCGAUGCCGUCCCCCCUCCUUCCCCACUCUCGCGCAAACUCGGCAGCAGGCGUAG